AUGUAUAAUGUCGUGCACAUAGAUGAAAAAUGGUUCUACAUGAGUAGGGCAACACAGAGGUAUUAUUUAUUCCCUUGGGAAGAGGAGGAACCAUAUAAAUGUGUGCAAAAUAAAAAUUUCAUAGGCAAAGUGAUGUUUAUAGCAGCUGUUGCAAGACCUCACAUUAAUUCAGCUGGUGAAGUGUUGUGGGAUGGAAAAAUAGGAAUUUUUCCGUUUACAGAGACUUAUUAUGCAAUGAGGAGGUCAGAAAACAGACCAGCGGGUACAGCACAAUUACGAGCAAUAACAAGAGUUACACGCGACGUUCUACGAGACAAACUAAUCACUGAAGUCCUACCAGCAAUAAGAUCAAAAUGGCCAGCAAAUGGGGUGAAAGAUAUUUGGAUUCAACAAGAUAACGCCAAGCCGUAUAUUUUAAUAAAUGAUCAUGCAUUCAAUGAAGAAGCCAAGAAAGACGGAUUUAACAUUAGACUAGUUUGUCAACCGGCCUCUAGUCCAGAUAUGAACAUUUUGGACUUGGGAUUUUUUAGCGCUCUGCAAUCAAUUCAAUUCAAGUUUCUUUUGUGUGAAUGA
Amaranthus tricolor (Joseph's coat) is the source of this 573-nucleotide messenger RNA. RefSeq lists its product as uncharacterized. The transcript has a single exon. Gene Ontology annotation, molecular function: nucleic acid binding. Bases 1 to 573 code for a protein of 190 amino acids. NCBI's taxonomy places the organism in Eukaryota, Viridiplantae, Streptophyta, Magnoliopsida, Caryophyllales, Amaranthaceae. The record is from RefSeq and is a predicted model, not a curated record.